Messenger RNA from Penicillium argentinense, 1950 nucleotides. RefSeq lists its product as uncharacterized. Bases 1 to 1950 code for a protein of 649 amino acids. Lineage: Eukaryota; Fungi; Ascomycota; Eurotiomycetes; Eurotiales; Aspergillaceae. The transcript has 3 exons. Gene Ontology annotation, cellular component: actin cortical patch. Gene Ontology annotation, biological process: actin cortical patch localization; endocytosis; actin cortical patch assembly. Gene Ontology annotation, molecular function: Arp2/3 complex binding. The record is from RefSeq and is a predicted model, not a curated record.
AUGCAAUCUCAUGCUACAGAUGAACAUCUUCGGACCGACUACGAUAUCUCACGCUGCUCAUAUCGACUCUUCGCGUCAAGUAUUUUCGCUGCCCACGCCGAUUACGUCCGUCGACAGAUCAUCUACGGCCUCCUACAAGAAGAUGACCCGAAUACCUUGCACUUAAUCGCAGCCUUCCUCCUCUUCGAUGGUCGGCAAAAUGAGGCUUCGCUGCAUAUGCUGAAUGAGGAGGGCGCCUUUGCGCGGUUGCUAGAGCUCAUCCAGGCGUUGCGCAAGAACGAAAUGGGCGGCGGGGCAGGCCUCCACCGAUUGUUGAUGGACCUAUUGUAUGAAAUGUCGAGGAUUCAGCGAGUGAAGAUUGAGGAUUUGGUGCUUGUGGACGACGACUUCAUUCGGUGUCUUUUCGACAUCAUCGAAGACCUGUCUUUCGAUGUGACGGACCCGUAUCACUAUCCCGUCAUUCGAGUUCUGCUGCUCACACUUAAGCUGCUGUACCUGAUUUUUACAACCCCAAGCACUUAUGAAUACUUCUUUACGAAUGACCUUCACGUCUUGGUUGAUAUCCUGAUCAGGAACCUGCUCGACUUGCCCGAGGAGGCAUCUGCAUUGCGGCACACCUAUCUGCGCGUGCUCUACCCGCUUCUUGCACACACCCAGCUACAGAAUCCGCCACACUACAAGCGAGAUGAACUCAGGCGGGUGCUGAGCAUUCUUGUCCGAGGACAGGUAUCUUACGGAGACGAGGCCGAGCAGGAGAAAAUUCUUCACUUUGAAGAAGUUGAUGAAACAACACGGCGGCUUGUCGGUCGAUGCGCAACUGUGGCGUGGCUACGCGACGUUAAACAGCCCGACCCCGCCCCAGCUGCUGAGAUAGCUUCCCAAGAGGUCACAAUGACAAUCGAUACUGUCCUCGACGAGCCUGUUCAGCAAUCUCCUGUCGACAUCGAACCCGUGGACGUGACUCGCUCUCUCUCGCGCAAUAGCACUAUUGCUAGCUCCCCCGAUACAUCGUCACCUACGCGAAUGGAUUCAAUAGAUUCACGCGCUUCAUCUGAAACGCCAGAGUCUAGACGCAGAUUCAGCACCGCUCAGCGUCUGGGAAUGCAACUAGAGCCAGCAACCUCGUCUUCGCUCAGCGUUCAAGCAGUCGCUUCUCAGCAUGAGAAACCAGGCAUCAUCACUCCUAGCCGGAAGGAUGGCCACGCAGCCACUGAUAUCGUUGCCGAAGCACCAACCCUUCGGCCACCAAAGAUCAAGCCGGAACCACCCAAGACCCGGCGCUGGCGUGGACGCCGUCUUGCCGCCGAUGAUGAUGACCAGCACUCACCUGGCGCAAGCAGUGAUCAUAACACUAUUCCCGAAGGCGUGGAGAUCAGUCCUACAUCUACACAUACAGCCCCGACACCAUCGCCCACCAUCCCAUCUCCACUCUCACAAACCUCAACCGACAGACGCAAUUCAGCUUCAGGCUCUCACCUUGCCCCUCCAGUCCCCGGACAUGCCCGCCGUUCAGCCUCAAACCCACCCCCAGCCGUCCCUCCACCCCGGCGCUCAACUCAGACAACCCCUUCCUCCAGCCACCACCGCCCCACCACCCCAGUAGCUGGGGUCGGAAAACAUGGCCAGGCACCUCCUCCACCCAAGACAAGACGCUGGGCCCGCGGCAAACAACAUGCCCAAGCCGACUCUGUAGAGAGCGGAACGAGCAACGGGAGCCAGCCGAAAGAGACUGAAGCCGAAGCCGUUGCCAUGAGCUCUCUUCCUCCGGUGCAGACAGAGGUAAAAUCCACAGAAGGGACAGUUCAAUCUGACCCAUUCUCGCCAAAGUCACCCACAUCUCCUACGCUAUUAGUCUCCCCGGCGGAGGCGGAUGAGAAGUCAUACGCGAAGGGUGAGCCAGGAGCACCCGUGAGUGUAGAGGAAGCGGUGCAAAAUGUGUCUCUUAAUUGA